CGAUGCAUGGGGAUAUGGCACCACCUUAUGGAAUGUUUCCAAUGAAAAGGCCAGCCAAAUGAAAUUAUACACAUAGUGGGAUGUGUAUGUUUGAAUUAUUCUGAUUCAGAUCUUGUCUUAUACGUGCUACCAGUGUUUCCUUGAUAAAAAACAAGUCACCUCUGAAAAAGAACUGUAACGAACCGGCCGACAGCUCCCUUGAAAGAGCCAUCAAUCCCAUCGAUACUGAUUAGUUGCUGUUUCCACGUUCAGCCGCCAUUGGCGCUGUAGCUCAGGAUGCUGCUGAGUCGAUAUUGAAUCUCGACACACAAAGAAGAGCCAAGGGAACAGAGCAAGCAAUAACAAACACAAGCCAUUGGCGAACGCAAGUUUCGACAACUGAACAAAUAGCUAUUUUACGUCCUUACAUUAAGCCAUUUUCGUUUUUAUAUUCUGCCAACCGUGUAACCGUGAGUAAGCGCAGCAUCGUCGCCACAGAGUGCUCUGUCACGCAAAGGAUUUAACUAUUAUCUAACAUUUGCACAACAAGCCAAACAUCAGCUAGCAAGCGCUAAUCCUUUCUGGCUAGCGUGUUCUCGUACACUUAGAAGAAAGUGGCCGGUAGCUCGACGUUGGCAAGUAAACAACAUAAAUUGAAUUUACGCGGUGGCAUGUGAGAAACCGAGGGGGGAAAUCUUGGACCUAUUUUAACGGUAUCGUGACAUUAAAAGGUUAUCAAGUACUCUUACAACCAUCAAAGGAUGCUUCAACUGGGUGGCUGGUGGGCUGGAGCACCGUUAACUGCCCUUUUCAUCAUUAUAUGCAGCCUAUCACCCUCGCCCACACAUGCAUAUAUCUAUGCUCAUUACAGUAACAUGACCGUGUUGUUUGAGGACCUACCAGCCCUGUUCGGGUCACCCCUUCCUAAGGAUGGACUCAUGGGUGUUUUGGUGUUGUCCCGCCCCCUCAAUGGCUGUGCAGCAAUUGACCCUCCGCCUCAGCUGCCAUCAGAUAUCGACGCAAACACCACCAAAUUCAUAGUUCUCAUCAGACGCUAUGAUUGCAAUUUUGAUCGAAAGGUCUUACAUGCACAGCAAGCUGGGUACAGCGCUGCCAUUGUUCACAACAUGUACUCUGACUCUCUGCUCAAUAUGAACUACAGUAACGAUACUAUAGCAGAGGAGAUUGACAUCCCCUCGGUGUUCACCAGCUUCUAUGCCUCGGAAUUUCUUAAGAAUUUUAUAAUUCUAGAUCAAGGAGCCUAUGUGAUUUUAAAGCCAGAGUUUGCUUUCCCACUGUCAUACUACCUUAUUCCCUUCACUGGAGUGGUUGGCAUGAUCAUACUUGUCAUGUUUGUUAUCUUGGUUGUGCGUUGUGUGCAGUACAGAAAAAGGCUUAGGAAAAAUCGCUUAUCCAAGGAGCAGCUCAAACGCAUUCCAACUCACAAGUUCACGAAAGGGGAUGACUAUGAUGUGUGCGCCAUAUGCUUAGACGAGUAUGAAGAAGGAGACAAGCUACGAGUUUUACCCUGUUCACAUGCCUACCACUGCAAGUGUGUUGAUCCGUGGCUCACCAAGACCAAGAAGACAUGCCCCGUGUGCAAACAGAGGGUCACCCGGAGCAACCCAGAGCACUCAGAGUCAGAAUCCGAGGAGGAACGCGGUGGACGAGAAGAAGAAGGAACUGAGGGUGAUGCUGACUCGGAGCGCACCCCUCUGCUCCGCCCAUCCAACCCCGGUUCCCCCUCUGGGAGUCCGGGGGCCUAUUCAGCCACCACCACUACAGUGACCACCGCCCAGUGCAUCUCCUCGCCGGCUCAUGACAACUCCCCCGUCCUGGGAUACGAAGGCUACUAUUCCCCUCAGGAGGAUACAGACUCAGAAUGCGAUGUGACAGAAGAUGAGCGGCACCACGGUGGCGACGACGACACAGCUCAGCUUAUUGGCAGGGAUUCUGUGCACAUCUGAUGGCUGGAUCUUCAACAUGACUCAUGAAGAAAAGGGCCUUUGCUGUUCUCUUAUUUACCACUCUGUACUCAGUAGUACUUUUGUUAUAUUGUAACCACACGCAUUGAUCAUUUUGGCUAGAAGUUAUCUUUAUGAAUGAAUGAUUCAGUAAAGGUGGAAGAUUGCUUCCACUUGCUCUUGCUUCCAUCCUAAUUCUUUUUGUGUGACAGUCCGUCCUUCAUAUCUUUAUUGGAUGUCUAUGCACAGCUUCGUGAUUUAAAAAAAAAAAUCUGUUCAGAUGUUUACUUGCACAUGCUAGUUUUCCUUAAUGUCACACUAAACUACGCCCUACUAAACUGGAGCUACACACGUCUGCAGCUUUUACACUAUAUUGUCAUUAAUCAAAACAUUUUAGCUUUAAACAAACUGAAACCGUAGAUGAUCAUGUGGUCGGGAUGGAUGGGCUCUAAGGAUGCAACUAGACGAUGGUGAUUUCUUUUUGGUUUAUAAAUAGAGAAGUGUCCAUUCUGUUGUUUGUGGUGGACUUCUGCGCAGUGUGCCUAUCUGUAAAACACAACACGCCACAUCGUUUUUUUAACCAUUAUCAAGUACAUUGUCACAUUAUGUGUCGCUUUUUGUUGCAUACUUGCACAUGAAAAAAACUAUCUGACGGCUCUGUGCAUCAUGCCCCAUGACAACACUGACACGAGUUUGACAGCAUUUUUUCUGUGGGUGCAGCCACUGGUCACUGUGCAGAGUUUAGUCAUCACGCUCCUAUACAAGUACAUGUUCCUGCCAUAUAAAGUUAGAGGUCUGAGUGAAGAAAUAUUUUCAGUUAAUGGAGUCAAUCCAGGAUAAACAAUAACAUUGCCUUACUUUGGUCUUUAUGUAGGUUAGUGUGUGCAGAAACACACACUUAUUAGUUUUUGUCUUAACUGUAUUUUUAUUUGUACUGCUAAACAUUUUCUUAGUGUGGUUCUUUAAUGUGAUUAAUGGGUAGCAUGUGUUGAUUUGCACCAGGACAUGUAUACUGUAUACACCCCCCCCCCCCCCCCCCCACUUUGAUCAGGUUUGACUCCAGUCUGUUUAUUAUAAAAAGCGCAAACGUUAACUUGUUUUUGUAAGCACUAUUUCAGCCUGUUUACCUGCUUUGUGUAAAUACACUGUUUCACUUUUACCUGACAUCCUGAAGUCACAGCUGGACUAUGUGAUUGGAGUGUUUCAUAAAUUCAAAUGUGGAGAAAUGAUGUGGAACUUUGUUAUUUAUGUUAGAUUGUUGCCCCGCUCAAAUGAAAGAUCAAAACGUUAUGCUGAAUUUGAAAAUGUUUUCUUCAUGUACCACCUUCAGAGUGGUUGUUGGCUUAAUUUAGCAAUAUAACUUUAAAAAAAAAAAAGAUCCGUUAAACUUUUUCCAUCUUCUUUCAUAACAAGCUCAAGUUGAUCAGACUUUACUACAUUUGAAAUGCCAAGUUUAGACCCUUCCUCCAUAUGAUGAUGAAAUGUGAUGACUCCAGGGAUGUCACGGUCUAUGGAUAGCUGCAAUUUAAUGUCUCAUUUUGGGAAGAUUAAAUUGAAAAUUAAUUUGAAA
Molecule: messenger RNA, 3513 nt
Organism: Dunckerocampus dactyliophorus (ringed pipefish)
Lineage: Eukaryota; Metazoa; Chordata; Actinopteri; Syngnathiformes; Syngnathidae
Gene: rnf167
Product: ring finger protein 167
Exons: 10
Coding region: 741-1946 (401 amino acids)
Biological process (GO): positive regulation of DNA-templated transcription; protein ubiquitination; ubiquitin-dependent protein catabolic process
Cellular component (GO): cytoplasm; nucleoplasm
Molecular function (GO): ubiquitin protein ligase activity
Source: RefSeq, a predicted model, not a curated record